GUCCCCCGGGCCGCCCUCCAGCUUCCCCGCCGCCGCCUCAGCCUGGCGGUCCGGCCGCCGCGGUCCCGAGGGCGCAUCCUGCCCCCACCCCGGCGCCGACUGGAGGGCUGGCUAGAAUGGCCUGGCAGGCCGCAUCCGACCCACGCGGGGCUAACUCGGGGAGAGCCGGAGCCUGAGUUUUAGUGAGCUGGAGCUCGGGUCCAUCGGAUGCUGUGAGAGCCAGAGGUGUUUUGUCCAGGAUCAAGUAGAACAUACUGAAUCAGCAGAACUGGCUCAUUGUGCAGCAGUCAUCAUGAAUAGGCACAGGGUCAUUUGUUUCUUAACACAUGUAUAAGAGAAAAAGGUUCAGGCAAGGAACUGGGAGGCAUUUCCUGACAAAUGGAGAACUAUUUCCAAGCAGAGGCAUAUAACCUCGAUAAGGUUUUAGAUGAAUUUGAACAGAAUGAAGAUGAUGCUGUUUCACCUACAUUAUUGGGUGCAAAGUGGAAUCAGAUUUUAGAGCCCCCGUCUCAUCGUCUCUCAUUUAAUCCAGCUCUGACCAACACAAACGAUGCUACAAUUCCUAAUGAGUGUCAGCAAAGAUUAAAAUCUUUUUCCCUGGCUCAUUCAGCCACCACAUCAACAGGAGCAGGGGACAGCUGUGCUAAUGGAAAAGAUCUUAGCAUAAACUCAGAGACCCCAACCAUGUGGAUUGAUGACCAGGCAACAGCAGAUGAUCAGUUAAUUAAGAGAAAUAGUAAUUGGGAUGAUCAGUGUAAUACUUUGGAAACAGGAGAAAACAAAUGUGGAAAUAUAGCCUGCUUGCCAGAAGAAAAAAACGUUCUAGUGGUGGCAGUCAUGCAUACCUGUGACAAAAGGACACUACAAAGUGAUGAUUUGUUGGAUUGUAAAAAUUACAACAGUCAGUCUCUAAUGGACACUAUUAGCUUUACACUGGAUAAUGAAAACCGUCAGAGUGAUCAGUUUACUGUUACGGUAAAUGGAUCUACUGAAAAAGAUACAGAUACAGAGAAACAAGGAGUACAGUUAGAUCAGCUGUACACUGAGGAUGACUCUGUUAAACAUUUGGUUUGUGCUUCCUCUGAAAGCUUGUCUGUUGCUUGCUCCACCUCUCAAUUAAAGGAUGAUUUUAAUAAGAGUAGAGACCCUCUGUUCUCAGAGUCAAUAGUUGCAGGGACAAAUGUUGUGACCUUGUUGCAGAGGCCUGUGGAUGGUACCAUUAAAGCUCAAGAAUGUUGUGCAUCAGUUGAAGAUUUUACUAACAAAGACAUUACUCAGAGAACAGAUCUGGAAGCUAAAAACUCUUCUCCUGGUUCAAGUAAUGGAAGCUGCAUUGUAGAAGAUGCUACAAAGGAACAAGCAGCUGAACAGUUUCAAUCUAGGCUACCUGGGCUCUCUGAGACUUGUCAGCCUAAUGUGUCUGAAAGUGGCAAUUACAGUGAACACUUUACAGAAUGUUUUGCCUCUGAGGAUGUUAGUGCUGUUGAAAGUGAAGUCAGUGAAUGUGAAAAAAUUCUCAGCACGACUGAAUUGCUGAGCGUGGCAGAGUGUUUCCCUGAAUCUCAGGAGAUGACUAAUUGGGAAUUGACUAAAGUGAAUGAGAUGAAUAAUAAGCAAACUCUUGGAGAGAAUGAAAGACUGUUGCAGAUGAAACAGCCUGAGGAGGCUUGUAGUAGUAGUAGAGAAGGCGGAGAUGGGAUGAUGGAGGCAGGCAUGGACUUAAAGGGGACUUGUAUAGAUGAUCUUGAAGGGUCCAGUCUCUCUGAUGUUAUGGGUACGUCAGCAGCGAGCUCUCUGUCUAAUGGUUGUGAUUCCUAUGGAAUGCAGAACCCGAUUGUUGCUCAUAUUCCAAAGACUUUACCCUCCAAGGAAGACUCAGUGACAGAGGAAAAGGAGAUAGAGGAGAGCAAGUCAGAAUGUUACACUAAUGUUUAUGAACAGAGAGGAAAUGAGGUCACGGAAGGGAGUGGUGUCAUUUUAAACAGCACUGAUGACCAAAUGAAGAAAAAUUACUUGCAUAAUCUCUGCAGUCAGGUACCAUCUGUGCAAGGGCAGACAUCACCAAAAACAGUAACUAAUCUGCAGCCUAUCAGUGUUCCUUUUGGUGGUGCAAGACCCAAACAACCUACAAAUCUUAAAUUGCAAAUUCCAAAGCCAUUAUCGGACCAUUUACAGAAUGACCUUGUUCCCCCAAACUGUGGAGGUAAUAUUAAAAAUAAAAAUGUCUUUGGUAAGGCAAAAUUAGGGGAAACCUUGGCAGCAGAUAUGUUUCCUGGUGAGACAUCGUUAAAUACCUCUAUUGCUGAUACCAACGGGGAACAUUUAGAAGAGUAUGAGUCUGGGGUCUCUAGUAGUCCGUGCCUUGCAGUAGCCCCAGAUAGUCCAGAUAAUGAUCUCAGAGCUGGUCAGUUUGGAGCUCCCACCAGAAAGCCAUUUACUACUUUGGGUGAGGUGGCUCCAGUUUGGGUUCCAGAUUCUCAAGCGCCAAACUGCAUGAAAUGUGAGGCCAGAUUUACAUUCACCAAAAGGAGGCAUCAUUGCAGAGCUUGUGGGAAGGUUUUUUGUGCAGCAUGCUGCAGUUUGAAAUGCAAGUUGCUGUACAUGGACCGAAAAGAAGCCAGAGUGUGUGUAAUCUGCCAUUCAGUACUAAUGAAUGCUCAAGCCUGGGAGAACAUGAUGAAUGCCUCAAGCCAGAGUCCUAACCCUAACAAUCCUGCUGAAUACUGUUCCACUAUCCCUCCCUUGCAGCAAGCUCAGGCCUCAGGAGCACUGAGCUCUCCACCUCCCACGGUGAUGGUUCCUGUGGGAGUUUUAAAACACCCUGGCACAGAAGUGGCACAACCUAGAGAACAAAGGCGUGUCUGGUUCGCUGACGGCAUAUUACCUAAUGGGGAAGUGGCUGAUGCAGCAAAAUUGACGGUGGCUGGGACAGCUCCUGCGGGAACCUUAGCAGUGUCACAUGAUCCAUCCAAGCCUGUGACCAACAACAGUUCAUCCGCAGAAACUGAUAACACAUCUGCGUUCUCGGGAAGUAUAACUCAGGUUGGCAGUCCAGUUGGCAGUGCGAUGAAUCUAAUCCCUGAAGAUGGUCUUCCUCCAAUUCUCAUCUCCACUGGAGUAAAAGGAGAUUAUGCUGUAGAAGAAAGACCUUCUCAGAUAUCCGUAAUGCAGCAGCUGGAGGAUGGUGGCCCUGACCCUCUUGUGUUUGUUUUAAAUGCAAAUUUGCUGUCGAUGGUUAAGAUUGUAAAUUACGUGAACCGGAAAUGCUGGUGUUUCACUACAAAAGGAAUGCAUGCAGUGGGGCAGUCUGAGAUCGUGAUUCUCCUGCAGUGCUUGCCUGAUGAAAAAUGUUUGCCCAAGGAUAUUUUUAAUCACUUUGUACAGCUUUAUCGGGAUGCCUUGGCAGGUAAUGUCGUGGGCAACUUGGGGCACUCCUUUUUCAGCCAGAGUUUCCUUGGCAGUAAAGAACAUGGCGGAUUCUUAUACGUGACAGCUACGUAUCAGUCACUGCAGGACCUGGUGCUCCCUACGCCGCCCUACUUGUUUGGGAUUCUCAUUCAGAAAUGGGAGACUCCCUGGGCUAAGGUAUUCCCCAUCCGACUGAUGCUGAGGCUUGGAGCUGAAUACAGACUUUAUCCCUGCCCACUUUUCAGCGUGAGAUUUCGUAAGCCAUUGUUUGGGGAAACUGGACACACCAUUAUGAAUCUUCUGGCGGACUUCAGAAAUUACCAGUAUACAUUGCCGGUGGUCCAAGGCUUAGUGGUUGAUAUGGAAGUGAGGAAGACCAGCAUCAAAAUUCCCAGCAACAGAUACAACGAGAUGAUGAAAGCCAUGAACAAGUCCAACGAGCACGUUCUAGCCGGGGGAGCUUGCUUCAAUGAGAAAGCAGACUCGCACCUCGUGUGUGUCCAGAACGAUGACGGGAACUACCAGACGCAGGCCAUUAGUAUUCACAAUCAGCCGAGAAAGGUGACUGGUGCCAGCUUCUUUGUGUUCAGUGGAGCUUUAAAAUCCUCUUCAGGCUACCUUGCCAAGUCCAGUAUUGUUGAAGAUGGUGUAAUGGUCCAGAUAACUGCCGAGAACAUGGACUCCCUGAGGCAGGCUCUGAGAGAGAUGAAAGACUUCACUAUCACUUGUGGCAAAGCAGAUGCUGAAGAGCCUCAGGAACAUGUUCAUAUUCAGUGGGUAGAAGAUGACAAAAACUUUAACAAGGGUGUUGUAAGCCCCAUUGAUGGCAAAUCCAUGGAGUCUAUAACAAGUGUGAAGAUAUUUCAUGGCUCAGAGUAUAAAGCAAAUGGCAAAGUCAUCAGGUGGACGGAGGUGUUUUUUCUGGAGAAUGAUGAACAGCAUAAUGGUCUAAGUGACCCAGCAGAUCACAGCAGACUGACCGAGAACGUAGCCAAGGCUUUCUGCUUAGCACUCUGUCCUCAUCUGAAGUUACUGAAGGAGGAUGGGAUGACUAAGCUCGGUCUGCGUGUCACACUUGACUCGGAUCAAGUUGGUUAUCAAGCUGGGAGUAAUGGACAGCCACUGCCCUCUCAAUACAUGAAUGACCUGGACAGUGCCUUAGUGCCAGUGAUUCAUGGAGGGGCAUGUCAGCUGAGUGAGGGGCCAGUCAUAAUGGAACUCAUCUUUUAUAUUCUGGAAAACAUCUCAUAAGAGGACUUCAUUUUCUGUUCAGACCUGUUCCAGCAGCAGUUGUAUCUGAAUCAUUUGCACUUUAAAACUGGAAGAUUAAGCUUUUGUUAACACUAUUAUUAAGGGGAGGGGGGCGGGAGGCGGGUGGGAGGGGACAGUUGUUCCAUACUUCUGAAUCUUCUAUGCAUUGUCAACAAACAGAGGAUCAGGGCAGCUUCUAUACUACAAAAUGGCUAUGCUCUCCUUGCAGCUAAUAUACUUCUGUUACUGUUUAGAAAAAUAAUGCUCAUGUUUAAAGACUUAAUGACAGUUAUGUACUCCAGAUGCUCAGAUGGGUGCAGAGAUCACUGGGGCAAAAAUAAAAGAUGAAACCUGUACUGUUUGUAGAUGGACAUAUGAGAAGAAACAAUCAAGACCUCCAUUCUGACCUCAUCACAAUGCCGUUUGUGGUUGUUCUGUAGACAUUAAAAAGUAACGUUUA
This is a messenger RNA of Alligator sinensis (Chinese alligator), 5119 nucleotides long. RefSeq names its product zinc finger FYVE-type containing 9 (gene ZFYVE9). Gene Ontology annotation, biological process: endosomal transport. The transcript is spliced from 20 exons. Gene Ontology annotation, cellular component: early endosome membrane. Bases 379 to 4659 code for a protein of 1426 amino acids. Gene Ontology annotation, molecular function: metal ion binding. Lineage: Eukaryota; Metazoa; Chordata; Crocodylia; Alligatoridae. The record is from RefSeq and is a predicted model, not a curated record.